GAGAAAAAUAAGCAGAAUGAAACUGCUAUGCUUUAUAGUUGUGGAAAGGAGUAUCGGAGUUCCCAGGCUUAUGAUCAACAUCUCAAAUCACGGAGCCAUCAUAUCAUGAGGGGUUCUCAAGGAACUAAUCAGUCUAAAGAGGAGAAGGUAAUGGUUAAGCCCCUUCCUGGUCGUGUUGUGAAUAAGCCUACUGCAAGCAGGGAGGCAAUCGGUGACGAAAGUGAGGAAAGUGAAGAUGAGUGGGAGGAGGUUGAUCCUGAAGAAGAAUUGGUUGAGGUGGCUUCCAAGUCCUUGACUGCAUUGAAUGUAGAUGAGUCUGCCUCCAGCAAUAAUAUGGAUACUAAUGGUGAGAGGAAGACAGUGAAGAUGAGGAGGGGGAAUUGGAUCCAUCAUGUUGUUUUAUGUGUGAUGUAGAGCAUGAUAGCAUAGAAAACUGCAUGAUUCACAUGCAUAAGCAACAUGAAUUCUUUAUUCCCGAUGUGGAGUAUUUAAAGAUCCAGGAGGCUUACAAACUUAUCUGGGCCUUAAGGUACGAAUUAUAUGUUGUGUACGUUUAUUUGAUGAAUCCUUUUUAUACUUUUCAAUGGCAUUUGUUGUUUCAUUUUCUGAUGUGUGCUUCUUUUUCUUAGGUCAAGAGGGAUUUCAUGUGUCUAUAUUGCAAUGAUCUUUGUCAUCCCUUCAGCAGUUUGGAAGCUGUUAGGAAACAUAUGGCAGCAAAGGGUCAUUGCAAAGUACAUUGUGGUGAUGGCAGCAAAGGGCCAUUAUAAAUUUUUAAAUGAGGA
Rubroshorea leprosula is the source of this 782-nucleotide messenger RNA. NCBI's taxonomy places the organism in Eukaryota, Viridiplantae, Streptophyta, Magnoliopsida, Malvales, Dipterocarpaceae. The record is from the annotation of a GenBank genome assembly.